AUGCUCCAGUUGAAUGUGAGUGAUUUUCUGGAGAAGGGUUUGUGGGAUAUUGCUUGCUUGCAAGAGUGUCUUCCUCCUGAUAUUGUGUUCAUGAUUACUAGUUUCAUGCUGGCUUCAUUGAUAGUGGUCCUGAUAUGUUCAUUUGGAGGUUUACUUCUAAUGCUACUCCUAAGGUUAAGACCUUCCUUUGGGUGCUUUGUCACAAAAAGCUCCUUACUAAUGCUCAAAGGCACCGUAGAGUUUGGUAGUUGGUUUGAGGAAUCCAGUGGUCUGUAUCCUAAUUUUGAUGAUUGGCUCUUCCAUAAUAUGCAUUCCAAGAGAUCUUUUAUGACUGGUUUGGCUUGGAAUUUGGUGUUUACUGUUAGCCUAUGGUUCAUCUGGAAAUGGCGAUUUUAUCUUCAUUGGCAAGCCCCUUUGCCAGGGAGGUGUAAGGUUAAUUCUGAUGGUAGUCGUAAGCAUGCUCUUGGUUACAUUCGAGCUGGGGUGAUUGAGGCUGAGUUAUGGGGAAUUUUUUGGGAGCUCCAUUUAGCUUGGGAAGCUGGGUUUCGAAGUGUGGAGGUUGAAUGUGACUCUAAGUCUGUUGUGGGUCUGUUACUAAAUCCUCCUAGUCAUACACAUCCUCUUUAA
Prunus armeniaca (apricot) is the source of this 627-nucleotide messenger RNA. Lineage: Eukaryota; Viridiplantae; Streptophyta; Magnoliopsida; Rosales; Rosaceae. The record is from the annotation of a GenBank genome assembly.